This is a messenger RNA of Helianthus annuus (common sunflower), 1140 nucleotides long. RefSeq lists its product as uncharacterized. The coding region runs from base 1 to 1140 and encodes 379 amino acids. The record is from RefSeq and is a predicted model, not a curated record. Lineage: Eukaryota; Viridiplantae; Streptophyta; Magnoliopsida; Asterales; Asteraceae. The transcript has 3 exons.
AUGAAUCCUGUUUCCUUCUUCUAUAAGUUCUUUGCCAUAGUAACGAAGUUCAGCUACAUUAUCAGGAUUCAUGAAGGGAAUAUUGCUGGUAUUGGUUCAUUGUAUGCAGGUACUGGUUCUCCGUAUGGUUCAGGUACAGUCGUAUUAGUGCUAAAGGUUGUUCUAGGUAUAAUGGUAGCAAUUGUGGUUCUGGUUCCGCUAACAGAUUUAAGUUUAUUUCACUUCCUGAAACCUGCACCACCAAACCCGUCAGAUGAACAAUACGAGCAAUGGGAACAGGACGAUCUAUUCGUGUUCUCAUGGCUCAUACAAAACAUUGAACCAGGGUUAGCCGGUAACCUCACCGAGUUUCCCACUGCGAAGGCGUUGUGGGACGCAUUGGUGGUUACAUAUAGCAGCGGGAAAGACAAACUACAAACCUUCGAUUUACACGUCAAAGCAAACGAACUCAAGCAAAACGGCUCGGCCCUAGAAGAUUUCUGGAUCAAGUUACAAGGCAUUUGGGGAGAAAUAGAUCGAAUGGAUCCAAAUCCAAUGACCUGCUCUGCUGACGUAGCAACAUAUAACAAUAUCAGGUCUGAACAAAAAUUAUUCCAAUUCUUGAAUGCUCUUGAUAGGAAGUUUGACCUAGUCAAAAGAGAAAUCCUUUGGUGGGAUCCACUUCCCUCGGCUGAGCAAGCCUACGCGACUGUAAGGAAGGAGAUGGCACAUCAAGGAAUCCUUGGUACCAUCUCUGAAACUUCACAGUCCGGCGUGGCGGCGGGGCUUGUCGCCGGCGGAACCACUGAAACCGAUGGACAGGGGUUAAUCACGAAGGGGCAACGGCGAUCGAACUUCACUGGAAAAUCAUCAUCCCGAAUCGACAAAUCCAAACUGAAAUGUAGUCACUGUGGGAAGAAUAAACACACCAAGGAUCAGUGUUUCAGAAUUGUGGGGUUCCUUAACUGGUGGAGUGACAACCACAAAACUGAGAACCCGAAUCAAGAGGGGAAGGUUGUCAUUGCCAUUGGUAACAACAAGGCCACUAUCAACGACAGCGAUGAGAAGGAUGUCGGCAGUAAUGCUUCUGAAGAAAUAAUUAGGGUUCAAAGUGAAGGCACAUCUGAGGCUGGAUAUCAGGAUGGAUGGACGUGGCACUAA